AAUGAUAAUGAGGUAUUCAACAUGGCGCAGUGAGUGCAGUCAGUGUUCGCGGUCGCUCCGAUGUGAAUGUGAUUUGCAGUGCGCACGAUGCGGCGAAGACGCAACGGCGAGAUACCCUUGCCCGACGGAUGGGAAAUGGGUCGCGAUUUCGACGGCAAAAUCUACUACAUUGACCACAACAGUAGGCAAACGUCUUGGAUCGACCCGCGGGACAGAUUAACAAAGCCGCUGAAUUUCCAGGACUGCAUCGGAAAUGAGCUGCCGCUCGGCUGGGAGGAGGCGUACGACCCCCAAAUCGGGGUGUAUUACAUCAACCACAAGAAUCAAACAACGCAGAUGGAAGACCCAAGACUGGAAUGGCGCUCUGUUCAGGAGAACAUGCUGCGAGAGUACCUGCAAACGGCGCAAGACGCCCUCGAGGCCAAAAAGGAAAUUGUGGAAGUCAAGUCGCAGAGACUGUGCUUGGCUCAGGACGAGUACAAUCAUCUCAGCAGUGCGCUCGGCACUCUCACCACCUCAAGAACGAGUUUGUGUUCAAGUUCAAGCAGCAUUAGUACAAAAUACGACCCUGACCUGCUCAAGUCGGACGUUGCUCUGGCCAAGAGUAGGGUGCAGAGGCUCAAAAGAGAGUUGGAGCAGAUCAAGACCGAGGUGUGCUACACGCAAAAGGGGGUUGAGACUCUUGCCUUAGUCGAGCAGAAGCUUUUAACGCACCAGGCUGGAUGCUACAACAUUUCUGAGGCUCAGGCCAUCUUGGCCGAGCUGAAGAACAUUCAAAAGUCGCUGUCACUGGGUGAGAGGGAGAAGGCUGAGCUUAUGCAGUCGCUGGCCAAACUGAAAGACGACCUCACCAGGCUACAGCUGUCGGAGAGUUCGCCAGAUGUGUCAACGCUGAGCAUUCCCCAGGAAAAGCUGAGCACUGCCUCACAAACUGACCUUUCAGUCGAGCCUGCUGUUAUGAGGCUAGCUGAGAUGGCUAGGAUGAGGUUGCAGUACGACGAGGCACGCCAGAGAGUGCAGAACAUUCAGCAGAAGCUAGCAGAUUUGGAAGAAAAGGUCACUCCAGGGCAGGCCGAGUCAGACAAGGACCGCCUUCUGUUGUUCCAGGAGAAGGAACAGCUCUUGAGGGAGCUCCGCAGCAACAAAAAGCACAGUCGUUCGCAGCAAGAGGUGAAGGAUAUUGAGGCGCAAAUUAAGCGGCUUGAGCAAGACCUUAAUGAUGCCAUGGAGAUGUCCAAUAGGGCAAUUGCCGACCGGUUGCGACUUCACGAGGAGAAGCAGCUUCUACUACAGCAAUUGAAGGAUGGUCUUCGAAACAUGGCCAUGUUAGAAUCGCAGCUCAGAACACUUUCGGCGUCCACACUAAGUGCAAGCUCAAGUUCAAGCCUUGGCUCUCUGAGCACAAGUAGCAAGGCCAGCAGCAAGGGUUCGCUGAGUAGCAGUCUCAGUUUUACUGACAUAUACGGAGGCCCUCAGUGCACUUCCACCGAGCCCAUUGACAUGGUCGAUCUUCACAGAAGAGUUGAGCGUCUUUUGCAAGGCAGCUCAACAUCUUCCGAACUCGCACCCACACCCCACUCUCAGCCGUCCCUUUCACCAAGAAGUUCAUUGUCCGUUUCGCCCCCUGUGUCGCCUUAUGAUCUUGGACCUCCUCCAGCGUACGACCAGGCCUACCACAGGGUAGCACCACCCGCACUAGACCGCACUCAGCUUGUUGACAAACUGGCUGAAUUGCGGUUGCAUCAAGCGGGACCCAAUUUCCUGCCAGUGCCACGACCAAAUGGAUUGGUACGUCCGAAUGUGCCUCUCGUCGACUUAGUUGACCUGAACAACAUGUCGCAAGGGUCAGGCCUUGGACGGCCAGGCCGCAACUUUGACUCUGUUAGUCUGAGCAGUGACGUAACAAGUAAUCCACCACUAUCGCCAAUUUCGGAGAUGGUGCCUGAUGUCUGCGAGUUAUCGUCAAAUGGAGGGCCCUCUGGCUCAAACACAAGAUCGGUCUCGGCCGCAGUCAGUGAUGAGUCCGUGGCCGGCGACAGUGGCGUCUUUGAGGCGGCUGCCAGCAAAAAAGGAUCUGGUCUUAACGAAAUGAACCUCGAAACUGCUCAAGUCCAAAUCAAAUUAAGGUACUCUGUUAAUGAUAGUAUGCUGUAUGUUGGAAUUGAAAGAGCGAGAAAUCUGUCAGCCCUGUUCAUCCCUGAGAAUUGUAAAGUUUGUAUAAAAGUUGCCCUGCUGCCGUCCAGUUCUUCUUCCAUGUCUGCUGGUUGCACAAAAGCAGUCGAAGACUUGAAGAAACCUUCUUGCGGGGAAAAUUUCCCCAUUCCUGUGCCUCUAAGCAAGCUGUGUGCCAAGACACUGCAAGUAAACGUGUGGUGUAUUAGACAAAAUUGCCAAGAAGAAUGUGUGGGUUCUGCUCAAGUGAGCAUGGCUGACUACAACCCUGAAAUGGUGUCCACCAAGUGGUACAACGUUCUCAGCUUCCGGUUUAUGCAGCCAGAUCAGCAGAAUGUGGCAGAGUCAUCAUCAGUUAGCGGUGUGCAUGAAAAACAAGAAAGUGAGAUUAGCAUGGGCCGUGCUGGCGCGCCUGUCAAAGAAGAAAGCAGUGACGAGUCUACCAUCAUCUCUUCCCAAACUUCGACCCUCACCAGAAACCAAGGAGCGGGUGGAUUAAUGGGUCCUGUGGACGUCCAGUUGCUGGAACUGACUGCAGGACAUGGUGAAGUGGAAGAGGAGGUGGUCAGUGAUGACGACGAAGAGGACGAGUCAGACGACGAAAUUAGUCAUGAAGACAUCAUUGAAGAAGUUGAUGAAGAGACGGUUGAGACAAAGGACCAGGAGACUAACACUGAGUGUGUUUUCAUUCCGGAGAAGGGCGCUAGAAAAAAGAGCACCGACGACUCUGCCCGUGCCAAAAUCAUUAAAAGAUCGCAAACCUUCUCCCCCAGUGCAGCUGUUAGCAAGAACCAGUACAUUUGCAGGUUGAACAGAAGCGACAGUGACAGCUCAAUGCCUCUGUACCGGCGUUCAAGUGGAGUUGCCUUCCAGCGUAACUCUGUUGAAAGACGAUCCCUGCGAUGGAAACACCCCCCGGUGUCUCCUCAGAGAGCAGCCUCAGCCGCUUCGAGGCACCCACGCACUUCCCUGGACCUCGAGCUGGACUUGCAGGCCCAAAACACCAAGCUGCAGCAGCUGCAGGAUGAAAUCCAACGGUUAAAAGAGCUGAAAGACCGCAUGGAAAUGGCCAAGACGAGCAGGGACUCUGACAGCGCCGUAUGGAUUCUUGAGGAUGAGCAGUUCCAGCGAUUCAUGGUGCAGGCUGAGUCUGAGAAGAGGCCAAAGACCCACGAUGAAAAGAGGGUGGACAAGAUGAUUAAAAAGACGUCCAAGGAAUUGUACAAAUUGCGGAAGAGUAGAGCUGGACAAGGAAAGCCAGACGUCAUUUCAUUCAAGGAGAAAAUGGCAUUCUUCACAAGAACAAACCUUAAUGUACCUGUACUGCCACCCGAGGACAACCUCUCCGAAGACUGCAAUUCCGACAGUGGCACCUUGAAGCGUGAGGACAGCGAGAGCAUCCAUGGUGUGAUUAUCGAGGAGGAGCGAGUUGAAAGAUUUGAGUAUGUCAUUGACCGUGAGCUUGGCGUUGAAGUCUAAACUGCAAUUAACUCGCAACAUAAAAGAGUCCAUUUUUAGGACCACAUUCUUGAAUUUUGACCUGCUGUGACAGCUCUCUAAAAAGUUAGGAAACAUUUAAAUAUUUCCCUCCGAGAACUUUGGUCCGAAUGCAUUUUGUGCCUUGCAGCUUGCCAUAAAAUAGUUGUUUUUUGCGUCAACACCACCGAGUUGUUAAGAUCUUGUUCUUGCAACAACCUUUUUGAUGAAACUGCCUUGAUUACUCUUAUGAAUUAUAAGUAUGUUUUUGACUCGAAGUCGUUUGAUAGUUAUGAUUGGUGCCUAUUUUGUUUUUUACAAGAAACUUUCAUGUUUGGUAAGCUAAUUUAUGUGUAAAAAUAGCAUUCCUUCUUUCGAAGAGAUCUGAGAUUAAACUUGUAAUGGCCUUUGCAUUCUUUGCAUUGAUGUAUAAUGCACCGGCAAAAGGAGGGUACCCACGACUUCUGCUUUUAGGCAGCAUUAAGUAUUCAACUUGUUGACAAGCGUUUUGGAAAUUUAAAAUAAAAAUUAUUAGUGCCUCGUAUUAAAUUUUAAACUGUUGCUCAAUUGGAUUAAUCAAUCAGCGUUACCAGUUAAAAUUGAACUUUAUAAAACUUAAAUUGUUGCCUCUUAUACACUUAAUUGAUAAUGUCUGCGAUCUGACUACACAAAUUUAUAGCAAAUUUAUCAUGUAUAUGUUUGUCCCUUUUUAAGGACGCUCAAAAGUAAACGCAGCAAGGUUAAAUAUUUUAAGAGAGCUUAGAAAAUCUUGCAAGUUGCAAAUCCUUAUUGAAAUGUUUGUAAAUAAAAGUAAUUUUAAUUGAGGGCUUUCGAAUUCUAAUUAUGCUAUGUUAUCGCAAUGAUUGGCAAGUUCAGUGCCUUCUUACGCAUGUUGUUGUUGUCCAAUUUAAAUCCCAAGGGCAUGAAGUGUGGCAAGUUAUGUUCAAAGUAUUUCCUGGCGAAUUUCUCAUCUUGUCAUACAAUCAAAGUACUACUCGCCUUGACGACUUGCCUUAUGACUUGAAUGAAGAGCUUCUGUGUUGUUGGUUGGCUGAGUUAUUUUCUAUAUUCUCUCUCAACAAUUGUCUAAAUGUGUAAAAUAGUGAAUGGAUAUAUUAUUAUAUAUUUGUUGUACGCAGCUGUCUGAAACUAUUUUCAAUCGCCGUAUAAUUUUGUAUAGCUACGUGUAAAUAGCAGAAUAAAAAGAUGCAAAUUACAUUAUUUAUGAAAAGA
This is a messenger RNA of Neocloeon triangulifer, 4881 nucleotides long. It is a transcript of the gene kibra, whose product is annotated as protein kibra. Gene Ontology annotation, biological process: regulation of hippo signaling; cell migration; negative regulation of organ growth. Lineage: Eukaryota; Metazoa; Arthropoda; Insecta; Ephemeroptera; Baetidae. The transcript is spliced from 14 exons. Bases 88 to 3651 code for a protein of 1187 amino acids. Gene Ontology annotation, molecular function: molecular adaptor activity; kinase binding. Gene Ontology annotation, cellular component: cytoplasm. The record is from RefSeq and is a predicted model, not a curated record.